Aspergillus ibericus CBS 121593 is the source of this 2109-nucleotide messenger RNA. RefSeq lists its product as uncharacterized. Gene Ontology annotation, biological process: mannosyl-inositol phosphorylceramide biosynthetic process. The coding region runs from base 1 to 2109 and encodes 702 amino acids. The transcript has 5 exons. The record is from RefSeq and is a predicted model, not a curated record. Lineage: Eukaryota; Fungi; Ascomycota; Eurotiomycetes; Eurotiales; Aspergillaceae. Gene Ontology annotation, cellular component: membrane. Gene Ontology annotation, molecular function: mannosyltransferase activity.
AUGGUUGUCGCAGAUCCGGAAUGGAAGGAGGAGGAGCGCAGAGGACUGCUGGACUCGGUGACUUGCAGUCCGACCAGUCCCCCACCAGAUGAUGUGAAGCUUGAGUUGGGUUAUUAUGCGGCGGAUGACGAGAAGAGGGCUGAUGUGGUGCCUCCCGAGUCGGACACGCGAGCUGGGAGUGUCCGACUGAUUGUAUGGAUGACGAUCAAUAUCAUCGCAACGGUUGCCAUUGUCUUUACCAACAAGUCCAUUCUCUCGAACGCGUCUUUCCGCCAUUCGCAAGUGUCUUUCGCCGCCUACCAUUUCACCAUCACCGGACUCACCUUAUGGCUCGCAUCGCGUCCCUUUUGUGGCUGGUUUGAACCCAAGCAUGUGUCGCCCUAUCGCAUCCUCCAUCUCGUCGCGGCCAUGUGCAUUCAAGUCAUCUUCCAGAAUCUGGCGCUGGCGUAUUCGUCCGUCAUCUUUCAUCAGCUGGCGCGAUUACUCCUCACGCCCGCCACCGCGUUGUUGAACUACGCUCUCUUCCAGUCCAGCAUCCCCAAAGCCGCCUUCCUGCCCCUACUGCUGCUGUGUACGGGCGUCGGAAUCGUCUCCUACUUCGAUUCCCUCCCCUCCGCCCACGGCAAUGAUACCACGACGCCGGAAGGCAUCUUCUUCGCCUUGUCGGGCGUAUGCGCCAGCGCGCUGUAUACGGUGCUGGUCGGUCGGUAUCACAAGAAACUCGAGAUGAGCAGCAUGCAGCUUCUGCUGAAUCAGGCGCCUGCUAGUGCUGCUGUGCUGUUGUGUGUGGUGCCGUGGAUGGAGACCUUUCCGGAGGUUUCGUCGGUUCCGGGAUCAUUGUGGGUUGCGAUCCUUGCGAGCGGAAUCUUCGCUUGUCUGGUGAAUCUGUCCCAGUUUUAUAUCAUCGAUGCUGCGGGACCGGUGACGAGCACGGUGAUCGGACAGCUUAAGACGUGCGUUAUUGUAGGGCUGGGAUGGGUGUUGAGUGACCAUGAGAUUCUGCGGCAGAGCAUUGCGGGCAUUUUGAUGGCUUUGACGGGGAUGAGCUUCCGUCGUCGAUUCCAACUGACCUUCAUCCUCGCCAGCACCAUCGCCUUCUUCUACCUCUUCAACCCCAACUUCCUCCCAACGGACUAUGAAGUCCCCUUCAAACCCCGCUACGCCCGCACCCUCUCGGCCCGCGAUCUCCUCGCCCGACCCCUGUCCCAGGACCUCACCACCAUCCCCAAGAUCAUCCACCAGACCUGGUUCCCCGCCGGCACGAACAUGAGCGAAGACGCCCAAGCCUGGGUCCAGACCAUGCGCACCUACAACCCAGACUGGGAGUAUGUCCUCUGGGACGACGAGACCAAUCGCAUGCUCGUGGAACAGUACUUUCCGUGGUUUCUGCCGGACUAUAACCGUCUUCCGAAGGAGAUUCAUCGCGCAGACGUGGUGCGCAAUCUCUACAUGUAUCUUUUCGGGGGAAUGUACGCCGACGUCGACACCGAAGCCCUCCGACCCGUGGAGCCUCUCUUCACCGGCCACGCCACCCGCCUCGCCAAACACACCCACAUCCUCUCCACAGGCCCGCGCAAAACCCCCGACACCGACAACACCCAACGCGGCUUCGUCGGCCACAUGGCCCACAAAGAAGGCCUGGACGGUCCCGGCGCCGUUCCCAACGGGUGGAUGGCCUCGCCCCCCGGCCACCCCUUCUGGCUCCUCCCUGUGCUGCACGUCAUCGAACACCCCAACGGCAACGGGGACGGGUCCGUCGAGGGCCUCACGGGCCCCGGGGCACUAGGGGAUAUGUUACACAAGUACUAUGAGACGUUCACCGACAGCUCGGUACGGGGGUCUGUCUGUCGGGCAGUGCGGCGGUUAUCCCCCGGGUGGGAUCUGUACUGCGGGCCCGAGGGCGAGGAAACGGUCGUGGGGGCAACAGCAGAUAAGAUGGUCGUGUUGCCCCGCCAGCAGAUCUAUCCGUAUAGCUGGGCGGAUGAUCAGUAUCCGGCGUGUUUGGCGGCGUGGGGGAAUCCGGAGUUUGAUCCGGAAGCGUGUAAACGCUGGAUUGAUGUCGAGGAGUGGCCGAGUUAUUUUAUUACGUAUUGUACGCAUUCGUGGUGA